Molecule: messenger RNA, 5958 nt
Organism: Linepithema humile (Argentine ant)
Lineage: Eukaryota; Metazoa; Arthropoda; Insecta; Hymenoptera; Formicidae
Product: proteasome activator complex subunit 4B-like
Biological process (GO): proteasomal ubiquitin-independent protein catabolic process
Cellular component (GO): nucleus; cytosol
Molecular function (GO): proteasome binding; peptidase activator activity
Source: RefSeq, a predicted model, not a curated record
UCUUUCGUAAAUUCAAGCUUUUACCAACUUUCACCGAUCAAACAUGGCUCCUUAGACGCGGAAUGACGCGAAACAUGACUCGAUAAAAAUGAAUAGGAAUCAGCAAGUUGUCACUGAUUCAACCAUCGUGCAUGAUAUCGCAAUUGUUCCAGUCAUUUCGCCGAUCUUAGUCGGCUCUACCGCUUACUGUAAAAGAUAAAUAGACGCGAGACGAGACCAUGGUUGAUAAGUGCAAUCGUGACACAGAGGACAAUCCGAUGAUGUCGUCGUCCUCGUCGUCGUCGUCGUCGUCGUUCAGGACGGACCUGGGUUUUCGACCGCAAAAGGAGUUGGUGUACAAUAAACUGUUGCCCUAUGCGGACGAGUUUGAUGUGGAAGCACGUAAGUGGCUUGCCGAGAUCAAAGGUAAUCUAGGAUAUGCUGUUAUGCUUCGUGAAAUCAAAGGAUGCACUUGUUGGUUGAGCGGAUUAGAUACAUAUAUAGAGCUAUGUGGAAUGAAAUUUAGCAAAGAGGAUCAUAUAACGUUCGUGAAAUUAGUAUAUGAGCUUUUCACUAUACCAAAUUUAGAAGUAGACUUUAUAACCGGCAUCGCCAGAACAUUGAUUAACUUACUAAAUAAAAAAGAAUUAAUUAGUCCAGAUGAAUUGGAACUUCCAUGGAGACCUUUAUACGAGUUACUGCAGCCUCUAAGGAAAAACUCAGCAGGAAUAUAUCGUCCACCUUCAUUCUUUGCAAAUUUAUUAUAUUGUGUAAUUCGUUGCGUGAAGACUUAUUUCCCUUUGAACGCCACGCAAGAAAUAUUAGAUGAGCUACGUCCAUUACUCUGUCCUUUUGAUGAAUCGGCAGCGUGUGAAAGCACUCUGCUUUUAGAGUGUUUCUUACCAUUGCAACUACCUCCUAAGCAUCAUUCCAUGGGAUAUCAGCUCUGGUUUGAUGAAUUUAUGACUAUGUGGAAAGUAUGCCACAAUGCGCCACAAUGGGAAGACAGUAUAAUGUGGUUAAUGGCAAAAUUAGCGACUCACAAUAUUGGAUAUAUCGACUGGGAACCACAUUUUCCAUUAAUGUUUACUAGAUUUAUACGGUGUUUGAACUUACCUGUAACAUAUAAGCAAAUGUCUAAUCACAACAAGAUUCACAAGCUAAAAGUGAUGCCAAUGGCUAUGUGGAUAGUAGCAAUUUUGGGAAAUGGCUCAAGUGCACAGAUGUAUUUGGAAAAGUUUUUAAAAACUAUAGAGACAUAUCUUUAUCCAGCAAAUUAUGGACGAUGGACAGUGAAAUUAAGAGAUUUUCUUGCCAGACUUCCAUAUUACUUCAUCCAACGUUUACACAAAGAAAGAUACGCCAAGCCAACGUGGGAAACUCCAAUUCCUGACAAUUACAAGUUAACUGAUAGUGAUGUCGAUUCUUUCGUUAAGGGUAUACUGCCGACAGCUAUGACAGCAAUGUACAGUAAAUUUGCUAUAAACGAGGCCUGCCAAGCUCUACAAUUCCUUGCAACUAUGAGACCAAGUUUAGUAAUACCGAAUAUAUUGGAACGAAUGUACUCGACAUUCGAUUCAUUGACCGAACCGCAUAAACUUACGGCCUCCAUGAUUUCCAUGGCGGUUGUUGCCAGACCACUGGUACAAGGCUCUAGGAAUAUAAAUGAAGAUUACACGUAUCCAGAAGGGCCAGCGCACGUAUUGCCGUUGCUGUUCUCCUCGUUACCUGGAAUCGAUCCGAACGACAAUGGAAAAUGUUUCGCUACAUUUCGUUUUAUUUCCGUCUUCGUCACGUUGAUUCCUGUUGUGGAUUCCUCUAGGUCGACCGCAGUUAUGACCGAAGAUGAGAGGAUGAUCUGCGAGGCGACUUCACGUUUCGAGGACUUUGUAUUGCAGUUCCUAGACAGAGUGUUCAUAUUUAUAGACUCCAGUUCGUUGGAAAACGUGCGGCUCGAGAGUGGUGGCGACAACUGGAAAAGUCAGCUGGAGAAGGUCGCGGAAACGGCGCUUGCUGGCGUAUGCACGACUCUCCUGAUGAAUACCAGCGACGCGAUUUUCGAGAGCGCUCUACACAAGUUGCGCACAUUUAUAACGGAACGAAUUCUCGAGACCAAAGUCGCCGGUCAAUUGGCAGCAGUAGUUUGCAAGAGCUUCACUCGCUUCAGAGGACGCAAUACUCUACGCGCGUUGGUGCCUGUGUUGGCGCAGACCAUUUUACCGCUGACCGAGGGAGACGACGUGCUGAAGGAGGAGAAUUUGGAUCAUCGGCUUCUGCACGCUAUGCUCAUAUUGUCCGCGAUCUGCGACACACCGGGCAGUAACUUGAUACCGCAUUUGGAUACGCUGCUCAAGAUUCUCGAUCGUGUUUUGCUGUUGAAAUCGACCGACGGGAAUAAACUAGCCUGUCGCUUGUUGAAAUCUGUUCUCUCAUCAUUGUCGCUCACCACUCCGUACCAGUACAAGUUCGACAACAAAGACAACAAUGAUCCUGACUAUCCUUACAUCAGAGACUGGGGUAAAAACGUGGAUAUCGAUAACUUGCGCAUCCAUUGGUACAUUCCUGGUGAAGAAGAGAUCGCUGCUAUACAACGAAUAUUCUCGAGAUAUUUAAUCGUCCAGAUUGAUAAGCUUAAAGGAUAUUGCGAAGAUUCGAACACGUUAACUAGGGAGGAGCUGUUUGCCAGUCUGAAUAUCGUAUGCAACAUUCUUAAAGGCUCGGAGCACGUUUUACCAACAUGGGAAGAAGAACCGCUCAAGUUAAUUGAUUCUUCCAUAAGAUAUAAUAUAUCUAUUAUGCCUCUAAAUGAAGUAAAGAAACACGCUACGAUGCCCGACGGUAGCAAUGUUAGAUAUUAUCUUGUUGGGAUUAUGAGCCAAGUUCAGCGGGCGAUGCUUGAGAACGCGGAGGACAAUACAAAGAGUUUCUUCGCAUUAAUACAGAUUUGGAACAGUCUGUUACUGGGAAAAACCCAACCGCGCGAAGUGUACGAAGCCCGACGCAAAAAUUUUCAAGUCGCCAAGAGAAUGUUUGAGGAUAAAUUGCUGAAAAACAAAGGCCGAGUGGGUCCGAUAAUAUUGGAGCGUUGUGAUACGCAAUACGUUCUUCGACAAGUACUGCAGUCGAACGUAUUAACGGAAACGCAUAAACGAAUAAUAUUGGAACUGUUCACAUUGGCUGUGAGCAGAUACGCGGACGUGCGUUCGAAAGCGCAAUCCGGCCUUUUCUCCGUCUUUAAGUUCUUUCCGUUUUCUCAUAAACUUAUAAUUCCCCAUGUUAUUGAUAUUUUGGCGAAAGACACCGAGAAACAUCACGAUGCAUAUAAGGGUGUCCUCUAUUUGUUGCUCGGAUCGGAAAGCUCCGUUAUUACGAAAGUAGAUUUGAAUAUACUGAGAUCAUUGUGGCCGGCCAUCGUGCUUUCCAAGCCAUCCGAGAAGCUGUCGGUGAUCCGUCUUAAGGAGGAGAUUGUACUUGCUGUAAACAAACACUUCUACACGAGUAUGAUCAAAUUUGAAAUGCCCGACAGCUGCUUGACAGCCGCACGCGCGUUGUGGAAACACUUUCCGCAACCGAGUUUGCCGCAACCCGAUGAAAAUGAGAUGCAGAAAGGUGUGCAGAACUUGAGGAAAAUGAACGAAUCUAAUCUGACGGCGUAUACCGGAUUGCAGGAUGAAUUGCUACGUUGUAUACUCGAGGAAUCACUGCACUGGCGACACAAACUAAUGGCGAUGGGCUUUAUACGAGAUUUAGUUCAUCCGGAUCAAGCCUACUCCGCGCAAGUAGUGCGUUACUUUCUGCAAACACUCAUACACGAUUCCUUGGAGGAAAGAAAGAUCGCUAUUAGGGUGGUGAUAUUUAUGUUGAAGCAACAGAAGCGAAAACAUCCGAAGGUAACAGUUGAUAUACGCAGCCUAUGCAAGCAGAGCAGCACUUCAAAUGAGGAGGAGCUAUCGCGAAAUGUUACACCGGGGCUAAGAACUGACAAUAGGUGGCUUCAAUACAAUUAUGAGACCCGUCCGUUGACCGCCGAACAAUGGGACGAGCCCAGAUACGCUCAUAAACCAUACGUAGGUUAUUACGCGUGGCCGAAAAUUUUGAAAGUACAUGCUCCUUCGUCUCAACAACUUUGCCUCGAUCCGGAAGCACGCGAGCUGACGGACUGCGAGAAGGAGGUCUAUCACUUUUUCGACAAUCCGCACAACAUCGACAAGCUUAUCAGUUAUUUCAGUCUGGAGGAAAAGAAGGGCAAGGACAAGUUUAACGCAAACAGAUGUUUCCUGUUCAAGAGACUGUUUCGCAAUCAUGGGAUCGUUCAUUUGAAACAUUUUCUGCCGCAUUUGCAGCGGCUAGUGAUGGACAAACACGAAAGCAGUCAACGAUGCGUUGCGGAGAUCAUGGCUGGAAUUAUCAAAGGCGCCAAGCACUGGCCGUUUCAAAUGACGUGCGACAUGUGGCAGGCGUUAUUGCCGAUCAUAAGAACUGCGAUCGUAAAUUUGACGGAGGAGACUGUCAUGGAUUGGGGAAUAUGCUUCGCAACGGCACAGCAAUGCAGAGAUCCAAAUCGGCAUCACUGGUUGCUAGAGUGUCUGAUGGAAGAGCCGCCUCUGAAGGAUUUGGAAUCUUCGUUCGUGGAAUGCGGUCGUCUGUAUGUGCUGCAAAGUGCUCUGAACCAACAAAGGUGGCGAGUGACUGAAUUGUUGCAGCGUUUGCUAGUGCGCUUGGAAGACCGAUUGUUAACCAAUCCGUUCCAGAACUUACGUGAACGCUUGGGAUCCAUGUUGGUUACUGUGUUUGAUCUAGAUCUCAAAUUUCCACACAAUUCCGACGCUUUAAUUCCGCGAAUGCAGACUUUGAUCGAUAAGAUUGUGCCAAGAUUGGAGCAACUUGUAGAAGAUGACAAUGUAGCAAAAAUGAAUAAUCUGAAUAAGGAAGAGAGUUUGUCGGAGAAAGUGGCUAAUGUUUCAUUUGACAGAUUGCCGGAAGUACCUAUGUCUGAAGCAGAAGAGCAGGAAGUGCCUAGAAGAUUGUUGAAAACUGUUUGCAAAUGGAUUAUAAGUAGUGCGUCUUGUUCGCAAUAUGCUGCAGUGUCAGAAUUUUAUCAGAUAUUCCCCAUCAUAUGUCAGUUACAGAAUACGGAAGGGGAUGAGGAGCUCAAUAAGAUGUGUUUACACACUCUGGCAGUACUCGCACAUGCAUUUACACUGCCGGAAGUUAUGUCGGUAGCAUUAGCCGCGAUCAAGACGAUGUCCGAACACUCGUCAUGGUCAGCAAGAUCUACUUGCUUGGAAUACCUUCAAGUAUUGGUUUUUCACAAUAUGGGUAUAAUUCUUAGUAACUUGUCGUGGAUCGAAUGUGUUAAAAGUAUCGUUCUGCGCUUGUUGGAGGACGACCGUUUAGAAGUUAGGGAAAAAGCUAGUCAAGUGCUCGGCGGAUUGUUACAUUGCACGUUUAUCGUCGACCAGGAGAAGCUGUUGGAGGAACUCAAGAGUAAAUCAAGGACACGAUUGCACAAAAGAGUUACUCCUACCGACGGGGACGCGUUGAGAAACGCCAACAUUGACGCGAUACGUAUGCGUCAUGCUGCCGUGCUCGGACUGUGUGCUUUUAUUCGUGCUCAUCCGUACGAUGUGCCCAAAUACGUGCCUCCAAUAUUUGAGCAUCUCUCUCUUCACAUGAACGAUCCACAACCCAUACCGAUGACAAUAAGGAAGACUCUGAGUGAUUUUAAACGAACGCAUUAUGAUGGUUGGAUAGAUCACAAGCAACACUUUACGGAGGAGCAAUUGGGUGUCUUACAAGAUUUAACGGUGCCGCCGACGCAUUAUGCUUGAUGAAGGAUUAAAUUUUACAGUAUCAUUCUUGCAAUAUUGCGCACCGUCGCGGAAAUGAUAACAUUAAUUAUAGCGAAAAUUGUGUCUGAACAGAAUGUAGUAUAUUGUAGUAUGCUUAUUAAAAUUUAAACGAAUAACAUUUAAAUCA